Quercus robur (English oak) is the source of this 1280-nucleotide messenger RNA. RefSeq names its product protein IN CHLOROPLAST ATPASE BIOGENESIS, chloroplastic. The coding region runs from base 68 to 1102 and encodes 344 amino acids. The transcript is spliced from 11 exons. The record is from RefSeq and is a predicted model, not a curated record. Lineage: Eukaryota; Viridiplantae; Streptophyta; Magnoliopsida; Fagales; Fagaceae.
GAGCAUUUCAUUUCAUUUCAUUUGUAGUGUCAAGUGUGUGUCAGUGUGUGUCAGCUCAAAGAAGAAAAUGAAGGUGGGGGGUGGAGUGGUGUAUGGCGGGCCACGUGGCACCGCUCUGCCCACUCUACUUCUUGGUCACGGCAGGGCUCGCCUUCGCUGCUAUUCUUCCUCUCCAACUCCAGACCAUAUAACGUUCAUAAAGGAUGUGGCAGCGACUCAGCCUCCACAGCAUUUGUGUCACUUGUUAAGAAUGCUUAAGACUAAAGGUGAAUCCAUUUUGUCUCCUGGGGCCAAGCAAGGGUUAAUCCCCCUUGCCAUUCCACUGUCAAAAAACAGCUCUGGAACUGUAACUGCUCUACUGAGAUGGCCUACAGCUCCACCUGGCAUGGAGAUGCCGGUGGUGGAAGUCAGAAAGCAUGGAGUGUGGCUUUUAGCCAAGAAUGUAGACCAAUUUAUAAACAGACUCCUAGUUGAAGAAGAUGCCAACAAAUCUCCAGAAAUGAAGAACGAGCUAUUUCAAGCUCCAGCAGAUGAUGGGGAGAAAUUUUACAGAAAGGGUGACUAUGCCAAGUCUCAGAUCUCAAAUCUAGAUGUCUACCUCUUAAGAAAGGUUGGUUUGUUUCCAGAUAUAUUAGAGCGUAAAGUGAUGCGGCAUUUUGAGGAAGGGGACCAUGUUUCAGCUAUGGUAACUGGAGAAUUUUAUACCAAGAAGGAGCAUUUUCCAGGAUUUGCCCGGCCAUUUGUUUUCAAUGCAGAGCUUUUGCUGAGGGUUGGGCGUAAUCUAGAAGCGAAAGAUGCUGCCAGGGGAGCUUUAAAAUCACCAUGGUGGACUUUGGGCUGUAAAUACCAGGAAGUUGCAGAAAUAGCACAAUGGGAGGAUGAGCAGAUCGAGUACUUUAAGGAGAAGGUGACAGAAGAGGGAAAGCGAGAAGAUCUUAAGAAGGGAAAGGCACCUGCUCAGGUUGCGUUGGAUGAAGCUGCCUUUUUGUUGGAUUUAUCCUCUGUUGAAGGGACUUGGGACGACUCUGUGGAUCGGAUUGCUGAAUGUUAUAAAGAGGCUGGACUCCCUGAUGUUGCGAGAUUUGUACUAUACAGAGAUUGAGUAUGAACAAAGAGGGACUUGUGUCCAUCUUCUCUCCUUUCUUAUUCUUUUUGAGGAAAAAAAAUUAUCUAAAGCCUUUUUUCUGUAAGCUAUCCAAUAUACCAUAUAUGAUUAAAAUUUAGAUGUCAUUUUUGUUUCUGAAUGCAAAGGGGAAUCAAAAUAUUGAAAUAUUUUCGAA